AGUUCAGCAUUUCCAUUGCUCUUUUAGCUAAUCAACGAUCGACCAAAAAGAGAAAUCAGAAGCAAAAAAACAUAGUAACACCAAUUCUGGCUGUAACCCUAAUCGAAUAUAAAUAGCAUUAUCAAUGUGCGUAAAAAUUAGUGAAAAAGUUACCCUCUUGAGGAUAGUCAAAGGUAACGUAGCCAUAACUAAGAGAUCUCCUGGUGGUCAAAUCUCUGCAAACACGAACAGAGCUUACAUGACUAGCAUGGCUAAACGCAUCGAACAGCUCAGAAUCAGUCACACUCGGUUCCAGAUCGCCUACGUACAGCGACGUCUUCCCAUCUUCAGCCAUUUCGUAUAUACUCUGCUCCUCCCGAAACCAAGGCCACCAUUCCAUUCUCUCCUCUCCUUAUUUCGCUACGACUAACACAACAAAUCAAAAGUCAACAUAGAACCGUAGAGGACACUGAGAAGCAGAUUAUAUUAGAAAUUUUCUGAAACAAUGAAUCCUUAAAAGUGAAAGAUAAAAUGUAUCGGUCGUGACUCCAUUAACUUUGAGUUGUUUGUUAUUCUAUUGAAGAAUUUAUGUUUCUCUUUUUCUAUUACCAAGAAUUUUAUCGGAACCCGUUGACGGGGAAAAAAUCAUACACCAACGAAGCUAGCUUACACAUGUAUUCAACCACCCUUUUGGCAUUAUAUUAUGAAGAUCUUAAUUAAUAUUUUCUUCUAACAAAUAAUUCAAAUGUAAAUUUAAUUAAUUGUAUUGUAAGGUGUAACCUAAACCAGCCCACAAGAAGACAUGUGCAUUGGACUUCUCAUCAUUUUCACUCACUUUAUCUAUAUAGCUCUCUCUAAGUCAAUCCUCAAGCCUUGCAUCAAUCUAUAUAUCACCAAUGGCCCCAAAUUAUAAUCCUUCCAUUUUCUUGAUUCUGUCUCUUCACUUUCUUUCAAUUUUAGCUACCGGAAAUAACCACAUAACUGACAGAAAAUCUCUCGAAAUCAUCUUCGGCGGUGGCAGUGAAAGCUUCAAUUACAAUUCUCCGGCGCCAUCUCCGGAGCCAGAAGACUAUCUUCCGCCGCCUCCUCCUCGACCUCAAAUACCAUCACCCCUGCCUCCACCACAGCCACUUCCUCCUCUAUUCCCAUCUCCGGAGCCUGAAAACUGUCGUCCGCCACCUUAUCAUCAUUAUCUAACACCAUCUCCGCCGCCACCACGGCCACUUGCUCCUCCACUGCCACCACCACUACUGUUCUCCAGCCCACUAAUAAAGAACGUUUAUUCAGUCAUCAAGAAUUUCCAGACGCUAAUCGAAAAUGAUCCAAAGAAGAUACUCAGAACAUGGGUAGGCACCGACAUUUGCGCUCAGGACAAAUAUAUAGGACUAGAGUGCGCCAAGUUCCCGGGAACAAACGACCUCGCACUUGCCAGCAUUCAGUUCAACAACUUUAACUUGGGAGGCAAGAAACUCCGCCUAGAUAACUUCCUUAACAAGUUAGAAGAAGUCACCAUCUUCCACGCAAAUAGUAACAGUUUCGUGGGCUCUGUUCCAAAAUUCAGCAACUUGAAGUACCUUUUCGAGCUUGAUCUCAGCAACAAUAAGCUCUCUGGAGAGUUCCCAAGCUCUGUACUAAAAGCAACAAACCUAACGUUUCUCGAUCUCAGAUUCAAUUCUUUCUCCGGUUCUGUACCUCCUCAGGUUUUCAAUCUCGACCUGGACGUAUUGUUCAUCAACAACAACAAUCUUGUUCAGAGACUCCCUGAGAAUCUCGGAUCCAUCACUGCUCUUUACCUCACAUUCGCUAACAACAGAUUCACAGGUCCUAUUCCGGGAAGCAUUGGUGACAUCAAGUCCCUACAAGAAGUCCUUUUCUUGAAUAACAAGUUAACAGGUUGCUUACCAUACCAAAUUGGGAACCUUAACCGAGCUACGGUUUUCGAUGUUGAGUCAAACCAGUUAACCGGUCUGAUUCCGUACUCUUUCGGAUGCCUAAACAAGAUGGAGCAGCUCAAUUUGGCUAGAAACAACUUCUACGGUACUAUACCGGAGAUUGUCUGCGAGCUCUCAGCCCUCAAGAACCUUUCUCUCUCGUCCAAUUACUUCACGCAGGUAGGUCCAAAAUGUCGAACACUCAUCAAAAGGAAGAUUCUUGAUGUGGGUAUGAAUUGUAUACUAGAUCUUGCGAAUCAAAGAGCACCAUGGGAAUGCGCCAAGUUUUUCUUGCGGAAACAGAGUUGUCCUAACUAUAAGUCUUUCUUUUAUGUCCCUUGUGGAAAAGAUCCGCACCGGAUUAAACCAGAUCAAGAAGGAUUAGACGGUCAGGCUUCGCCGCCGGUAUCUUAUGGUGCUCUUAACCCAGACCGGAUUCGGAAUCUCUAGCCAAAACCAAGUUGUAACUGUGAUAUUCAUGGUUUGAUACUUUGAUUGUAACUGUGACAUUGAAUAAAUGAAAUAUUAUUUUGUAUGUAUUU
Arabidopsis lyrata subsp. lyrata is the source of this 2452-nucleotide messenger RNA. RefSeq lists its product as uncharacterized. The transcript is spliced from 2 exons. Gene Ontology annotation, molecular function: protein binding. The record is from RefSeq and is a predicted model, not a curated record. Bases 876 to 2360 code for a protein of 494 amino acids. NCBI's taxonomy places the organism in Eukaryota, Viridiplantae, Streptophyta, Magnoliopsida, Brassicales, Brassicaceae.